AGCCGGCGCUCCUCUGGUCUUGUUUUGCCGAUCCUUACACUCAGCCCUCCGCCCUCGUCUUCAUUGGGUGCCAAGGUCCGGCUUGCAUUCUCUCCUCCAGUGCCGCACGACGAUGACUCGCGCUAAGACACUGCCGCCGACCCAUUUUGGAUUCCGCGGCACUCACCACUCACUUGCUCUUCGUUCACCGCACCUUGGUUGCCCUGCACCCGUGUUGUCGCUCCUUGAUCGCCGCUUCAACGCAAUUCAGUAGUGCUGACGUAUGCGCAAGAAGGAAAAAAGAAGGAUUAGAGGCCGCAAGCCACGCGCGAUCGAGUCAGUCAGUAGCAUCGUCGAUGUCGUCUUUGUGCGGCGAGAGCGUCGUUGCUGCCAAGAAAGAGACGCUCGACGCUCAAUGUCGAGUGGGUCGCAUUGCAGCACAGCACGCAGGGCGGGGUCGGGUGAUGGGGGAGAGAGACGACGACGAAGAGCGCGUGUGGGCUGCAAUUCCGAAUCGAAAUCUGGCAGUCAGCUCAGGCAGGCUGGGACCGGGCGAGCUCAUCUCGUUCCUGGAGGUAGGGCAGAACCAGAGCAGAGGUUACAGAGCGGUCAGAGCGGCGAGCGGCGAAGCGGCGCGGGGCUAUUUCCCCACGGGGAGCGGGAGCGAGACGUGAGGGGGUGGCUCGUCUCACGACCCUCCUCGCCGCUGGCUCACUCACUACCUCAAUCCCCCUGGCACUGCCUUUUUGUCAUCACGGCGACCAAUCGAGAGCAAGAAGGAGCAGAUAGGAGGUCCACAACGGCAGCUAGUCAACGGCGAUUCGGCAGGCUCGCGAGCACCCAUCGGCCAAGAGGCGCCAACGCAAUGCAAGCGUGGGAAAACAAAGAAAGCGGACACUUCAAUCGCGCUAGUCGUGUGUAGUCUCAGCCAUAUUGGAAUGAAUAAUACCAUGAAGCAGGAGGUGAGCUGGGUGUGAGG
Jaminaea rosea is the source of this 958-nucleotide messenger RNA. RefSeq lists its product as hypothetical. NCBI's taxonomy places the organism in Eukaryota, Fungi, Basidiomycota, Exobasidiomycetes, Microstromatales. The record is from RefSeq and is a predicted model, not a curated record. Bases 263 to 901 code for a protein of 212 amino acids. The transcript has a single exon.